AUGCAGCGCCUCUUCGACACCAGCCGCGAGGUCUUCGCCGCCUCCGCCCCCGGCUUCGUGCCGCCGCCCGACGCCGUCCUCCGCCUCUCCGCCAUCCUCAAUGAUCUGAAGCUGCAAGAUGUUGGCAUAGACACAAGCAUGACGUGCUUCAAGCGCAACGACUCCAGGGUGCCUGCUUCAGUCACCUAUCUGCAUUUCUAUGACUGCCCCAAGUUCUCGUUUGGUAUCUUCUGUUUACCCAAGCAUGCUGUGAUUCCUCUGCACAACCAUCCCGGGAUGACCGUCUUCAGCAAGAUGCUCUUCGGCUCCAUGCACCUCAAGUCGUAUGACUGGGCUAGAGCUAACUCAGAGGCUGGCCCUAACAACGCGCUCAUCACCUCAGAUGGGGCUCGUUUGGCAAAGAUAAACACAAACGCCGUUGUUGACGCUUCAGCCGAGACCAUAGUUCUGUACCCUGAAAACGGAGGCAACCUGCACUGCUUCACGGCGCUCACCCCUUGCGCUGUUCUGGACGUGAUGGGACCCCCUUACAACCACCUUGCUGGUAGGGACUGCGCCUACUACAGCGAGUCCCCGUUUGCAAACGCAGCCGGUGUGGUCGACGGGCGGUACUCGUGGCUCAAGGAAAUCCCAAACAACUUCCAGAUGAAGGGCGUAACGAUGCCGCGGUGCUUUGUCGUCUAG
This is a messenger RNA of Triticum turgidum subsp. durum (durum wheat), 684 nucleotides long. The record is from the annotation of a GenBank genome assembly. NCBI's taxonomy places the organism in Eukaryota, Viridiplantae, Streptophyta, Magnoliopsida, Poales, Poaceae.